AUGCCUUCCUCAAAGGUCUUUGCAGCCAUCUUGGCUGCUCUGGCCGUGGUCGACGCCAGCCCUUGUAAGCCCAAGCCUGUCACAACCAGUGGUUCAACUGCUCCCGUUGUGACUACUUCUGGCUCAACCGACAUUCUUUCUUCUACUGCUACUACCGAGACUGCCGCUACCACCACCACUGAGGCUGCUUGCUCUCACUACACUCCUUACACCGAGAUUGUCCCCGCCGAUUGCGGUAAGACUGGUGUUGCACCUAACUGCGCCGAUAAGGUCAUUGGAUCUCCUAUCACUGUUACCGACUAUGCUCAGUGUGGUAACACUUGCGGCAUGACCGUUGGCUGCAAGUCCUUCUCCAUCAAGGGUUCUUCUUGCACUCUGUACAAUGCCCCCGUUUCUUCACUCGGAUAUACGUUCAGCGAGGGCUCCGAUGCUAGCCACUUCUAUGACCUCGACCUUUGCUUCGGAUGUGGUGAGGACACAACUACCUCUGGUACUGAGACUGCCACUGGAUCUCAGACUACUGAAACUGAGACUGAGACCUCCGCUACUGGCUCUGCUACCGAGACCACUGGUACUGCUUCAGCUGGAACUACAACUGCUACCGGCUCAGAGACAGAGACUUCAGCUACUGGUUCCGAGACUGGAACAACCACUGCCACAGGCUCUGAGACCGAGACCUCUGGUACAGCCCAUGCUACAGGCACAACCGACACUGAGACCUCAGCCACUGGCUCCCAAACCGAGACCACAACUGCUCCUGGCGCUACCACUGAGACCUCAGCUACCGAGACCCUCACAGCCAACACAGACACAACAACAGCCGCUGCCACAACUACAACCUCCGCCGGCUGCACAGCCUACACACAAGUCGCCAACCCUCCUUACAACAACUGCAACGUUAGGGGCUCUGCAAGUGGUGGCGCCUCCAUGAGUCAACUCGCAACCUACGGCAACACUGCCAGUGUCAACGACUGUGCCCUUAAAUGUGCUAACUACCACGAUGCUACCAAGCCCAACGAUAAGUGUCUCUCCUUCGCCCUAGACGGGUCCAACACUUGCUAUGUCUACAGUGUUCCUGUUAGCACCCUGGGCAUCAACCGCAGCGGCCUUCCUGCUUGGGAGUUUAAUGAUUUGGAUGCUUGUUACUCUUGUGAUGAAGGUGCUGCUACCACCACCACCACUGCUGCUGGUGUUGACACUACUACUACUGCCGAGACUGGCUCGGAGACUGGUACUACCACUGAAGCUGCUGGAUCUACAACAACUACUGAGGCUGGCUCUGACACAACUACCACCACUGCUGCCGUCGAGUCUUCUACCACUGAAGCUGCCACGACCACAACCUCCGCCGGCUGCACAGCCUAUACCCCCGUCGCCAACCCCCCUGCUGCCAGCUGUGACGUCCGAGGCGCCCCCAACGGCUUCGCUGCUUUCAUGGCCCAGCUCAUUGGCAUCCCUAACUCCAACACUGAAGACUGUGCUCGCCAGUGCGGUCUGUACCGCAGUUCCACCAUUGUCGACGAUAAGUGUCUCUCGUUCGGUCUGGACGCCAGCAAUACUUGCUACCUGUACAAGGUCCAACUUAGCAGCUUGAACGUCGAUGCUGCUGGAACUCCUGUCUUGGAGCUUCAUGACUUUGAGGCUUGCUAUUCUUGUGAUGAGGGUGGUGCUACUACUACUACUGAGAGCGGAACAACUACUACUGUGGAGUCGGGAUCGUCCACUACUGAGGCUGUUGUUGGAUCUACUACUACUACUGAGGCUGGAUCUGAUACCACUACCACUGCUGCUGGGGUUGACACUACCACUACUGAGACUGGCUCGGAGACUGGCACUACUACUACUGAAGCUGGUGCUGGAUCUACAACCACCACCGAGGCCGGUUCUGAUACUACCACUACUGCUGCUGAUGUUGACACCACUACCACCGAGGCUGGAACUACUACCACCGAGGCCGGCUCUGAUACCACCACCACAACAGCCGCUGGUGUCGAUACCACUGCCACCACUACCACAGAAGCUGGCGUCGAGUCUACCACCACUGAAGCUGCUUCCACCACCACCGACUCCGUCUGCACCGGCUACACUCCCGUCCCCAACCCUCCCAGCACCAGCUGCGCCGUCAAGGGCAAGACCUACAAGACCUACAUCUCCACCGAUACUGGUAGCAGCGCCGAUGUGUGUGCUAGCAAGUGUAGCGAGGUCUCUGGCUGCAAGACCUUCGCUUACAAGGCUUCUUCAUCCACUUGCACUUUCUACACUCAGACUGUGAGCGAGCUCCAGAUCAACAACUGUGCUUCUGCCGAGGAGUCUGAGUUCUAUGAGUUUGAGAUCUGCUAUGCUGGUUGUGGUCAGGCUACUACCACCACUGAGGCUGCUGGUUCUACCACGACAACUGAUGCGGGUGUUGAGACUACUGCUACUACUACUACUGAGGCUGGUGAGGGAUCUACCACCACCACCGAAGCUGCUGUUGCUUCUACAACCACAACCGAGGCUGGUGAGGCUUCAACCACUACAACUGAAGCUGGCGCUGCUUCAACCACCACCACCGAGGCCGGCGUUGCUCCCACAACUACAACUGAAGCUGCUUCUACCACUGAGGCUCCUACAACCACCACCACCGAAGCUCAGUCCACCACCGAAGCUCCCACCACAACCACCGAAGCCCCCGUGUGCACCAACUACAUUCCCCUCCCCAACGCUCCCUCAACCUGCGGCAAGCAAGGCAAGGUCUCCUGCCGCUCCACCCAGAAGCUCGGCCAGGCCACAUCCGUCACCGACGUCAACGCCUGCGGCAAGCUCUGCGGCACAACCCUCACCUGCAAGACCUUCUCCUACACCCCCAAGUUCCGCAGCACCGGCGGUUACUGCCAGCUGUACUCCGCACCCCUGGCCCAGCUCAGCUUCACACCCUGCAACACGGGCGUCAAGUUCUACGACCUCGAUACCUGCUACACCUGCUCCAACACCCCCACGCCUACACCACCCGCUACGUGUUCCAAGUACGUCCCUGCGUUUGAGAAGUGCGCCAAGGACACGCACUGCGGAACACGCGGUGAGAUCUGCCAGGAGGAGAAGAUCAAUGUCGUGGGCGAUGCGUCGUGCCUUGAGAACUGUGCCAAGAGCUGUAUCGACUAUGGCAAGGAGUGCAAGUACUUCAGCUACCAGCCUGCGUUCUACAACAGCGCUGCCAAGUGUACGCUGUACAAGAGCGGCAAGAUCAACAAGAAGAGCACUUCUUGGGUCAAGUUCUACGAGCAGGAUUGCUUCAAGUGCCAGCAGUCCAAGUAA
Molecule: messenger RNA, 3294 nt
Organism: Fusarium mangiferae
Lineage: Eukaryota; Fungi; Ascomycota; Sordariomycetes; Hypocreales; Nectriaceae
Exons: 1
Coding region: 1-3294 (1097 amino acids)
Source: RefSeq, a predicted model, not a curated record